AUGACAGUCGGAACAUUAUACGCUUGGACCAAUGCUAGAGGGAUGCUGCCUCGUGGGCUAGUUGAAUGGCUCAAAAUUGACAUGGAUGUCGCCAACCCAAGCGACAACGUUGAAGAGUUCAAAAAGCUGUUUCCCUUAGGGAAGAACCCAGCUUUUCUAGGCAAGGAUGGCUUCGAGUUGACCGAGGUGAUUGCGAUUGUGUACUAUUUGGUCAGUUUGAAGGGUGACGCGGAGCUCGAAAAAUCGCUUUACGGAGAAACUUUGGAGGAGCGCUCCCAGGUUUUGAGACUUUUGUCAUUUACAAACAGCGAGCUAGCCCCAAGCGUCGCGGCGCUUGUGAUGGCUGCUAGAACUAAUGCCAGCGCCGAGACCUACAACGGAAAAUUGUCUCAGUGCCUUGCGACCUUCGGACUUUUUGAAAGUAUCUAUCCCAGCAUGAAUUUUUGGUGA
Molecule: messenger RNA, 450 nt
Organism: Lachancea meyersii CBS 8951
Lineage: Eukaryota; Fungi; Ascomycota; Saccharomycetes; Saccharomycetales; Saccharomycetaceae
Source: the annotation of a GenBank genome assembly